Messenger RNA from Scomber japonicus (chub mackerel), 1687 nucleotides. It is a transcript of the gene rp2, whose product is annotated as RP2 activator of ARL3 GTPase. The transcript has 5 exons. Gene Ontology annotation, biological process: post-Golgi vesicle-mediated transport. The record is from RefSeq and is a predicted model, not a curated record. Lineage: Eukaryota; Metazoa; Chordata; Actinopteri; Scombriformes; Scombridae. Gene Ontology annotation, cellular component: cilium; periciliary membrane compartment. Gene Ontology annotation, molecular function: GTPase activator activity. Bases 122 to 1240 code for a protein of 372 amino acids.
AAAAAAAAAAAUCUUGUCAACUAAAAGUGCACGUAAGCUUCUGAGUCACAUAUCUCGGUUUCUUCUCACAAACGUUACACCUAGAGAACAGGUCUCAUCUGGCCACCACUGAGAGAGCAAAAUGGGGUGCUUCUUUUCGAAAAAAUCCAAAAGAAAGUCGUCGGAAAAAGAGGAACGCACACCUACAACAACGACGGUCGAAACUACGACGACAAGCAACGCGGUUCCCCUUGGCAACAACACCGACGAGCCACCGAAGCAGUACAGCUGGGAUAAGAGGGAAAAGGUUGAUCCCAAAGACUACAUGCUGACAGGGCUCAAAGAUGUGACGGUGGGCCGCCUGCCUGGCAAACUGAACGGGCAGCAGUUUGUCAUACAAGAGUGCGAGAACUGCGACAUCUACGUGUUCGACCACUCGGCCACCAUCACCAUCGACGACUGUGUCAACUGCCGCAUCGUUCUCGGGCCCAUCAAGGGCAGUGUGUUUUUCAGAGACUGUAAGGACAUCAAGUGCGUGGUGGCCUGUCAGCAGUUUCGCACGCGGGACUGUAAAAAGAUGGAGGUGUUCUUGUGCUGCGCCACCCAGCCCAUCAUCGAAUCAUCCACAGGUAUGAAAUUCGCUUGCUUUCAGUACUUCUACCCCGAGCUGGCCUUCCACUUCAAGGAUGCCGGGCUGAGCAUAUUCAACAACAACUGGAGCAACAUACACGACUUCACUCCGGUGUCCGGAGAGAACAACUGGAGCCUGUUGCCAGAGACUUCAGCUGUCCUGGAUUUCGUGCCGGCCCCGGACUCUGAGUCUGAGUUCAAGUCGGUGCGAAUCUCCACCGACCCCGCACGCAGCAUUGUGCCUUUGACGAAAGGAGGGAGGCGUAAAGACAGCGAAGAGUCCUGCCUUUUUGUUUUCUUUGCUGGAGAGUACACGACUGCAAACGCCCGCAAACUGAUUCACGAGGCGACUGCUCAAGGUUUCACGCUGAUUCAGACAAAGGAAGUCUCAAUGCGACCAGAAGAUGUGAAGAGGGUGUUUCAGAAUAACGCAGACGACCUGGUGGAGUGGAUCACCAAAGGUCCCGUCAUCGCUCUGGAGCUCAACGGUGAUGGAGUGGUGGAAGCCUGCAAGAACACUGCAAGCGAAGUGUUCAGUGGGACCAAGGUUUACGUCUCUGAUAAUAAGAACACAUCCUCUCGAGACGUGGACAACUUCUUCAACUUUGCUGACAUGCAGAUGGGCUUGUGAAUGAGUUUCAGAACAAAGCUCUCAUCAGACUGAUUCAGAGUGUCUAAAAAAAAAAAACCCCUGCCGUCCAGUUUGGGUUGAUUUAUAAUUAGCGUCCAAUUCUUUGCCUCUUUUUAUCCUAAAACAAAAAAAACUAGGUAGAAAAGGAAACUAUUAAGGACUGUGUUUGAUAACGCCUUUGAUAGAACAACAAAUUCAUCAACCAUGAGUCUGUCUUUGCAUCAUCAUCUAAAAACUAGGAGUAAAACAUUCGCUGUAAACCACCUAACAUCCAUUAGUUGCUAACUAAGCGUGCUGUGAAUAUUUAUAUUUCUCUGAAUGUAUGUGCUCGUUCUGUUGCUUUUAUCAACUGUGAAUGUAGCUCUUUGCUGUAAAUGUGAUUCUUAAUUUAAAGCUUUGUUUUCCUGUAAAGCCUGAAACAAUCUCUGCAGCCGGGGGAAAGGGGGG